Molecule: messenger RNA, 4482 nt
Organism: Chanos chanos (milkfish)
Lineage: Eukaryota; Metazoa; Chordata; Actinopteri; Gonorynchiformes; Chanidae
Product: NACHT, LRR and PYD domains-containing protein 12-like
Exons: 17
Coding region: 1-4482 (1493 amino acids)
Molecular function (GO): protein binding
Source: RefSeq, a predicted model, not a curated record
AUGUAUAACAUUCCACUCUCUGCCAGUCACAGUGCCCAGCAGGACAGAUCAGACUCACCUGUACCCAGCUGUGUGUCCAUGAAGAGUGAUGGGUCCAUGGGACCGCCACCCGCCUUCAGAGAGGGAGGCAUUCCUGAUGACCAAAGCAUCAAAAAGGAGGAGACACAGACUGAGAUGUCCAGUUUUCAUUCUGACCAGAAUCUCAAAGAUGUCAACUCCAUAUUUGAGAUCCUUGAACGUAAAAUGAUCAACUUUGUGAAGAGCGAACUAAAAAGCUUUCAGAGGAUAGUAUCUGAAGAUAUCUCAGAAUGCUUUGACGGUCUGAAAGAGGAUGAGAUCAGUGCUAGGGAGGGAGUUCUGAAGAUCACACUGCACUUCCUAAGGAACAUGAAUCACACUGACCUUGCUGAUAAACUGGAAAAAAGUAAGAUACCUAUUAUUGGUAUUCAGCAUGGAUUGAAGUCAAAACUGAAAGCAAACUUUCAAUGUGUAUUUGAGGGAAUAGCAAAACAAGGAAAUCCAACACUCCUCAACAAAAUCUUCACAGAGCUCUAUAUUACAGAGGGUGGAAGUGGAGAGGUCAAUAAUGAACAUGAGGUCAGACAGAUUGAAAUAGCAUGCAGCAGACAAGAAACAGGAGAUACACCAAUACAAUGCAAUGACAUCUUUAAACCCUUACCUGGACAAGACAAACCCAUUAGAACUGUGUUGACUAAAGGUAUCGCUGGCAUUGGAAAAACUGUCUCUGUGCAGAAGUUUAUUCUGGACUGGGUUGAAGGAAAAGCAAACCAGGACAUCAAGUUCAUAUUUCCACUACCUUUCCGGGAGCUGAAUUUGAAAAAUGGAGAACAUCACAGCUUGAAGGAUAUUCUCCAUGACUUUUUCCCAGAAACAAAAGAACUAAUGUUUUCCAAUUAUGACAAAAACAAAGUUAUGUUCAUCUUUGAUGGCUUGGAUGAAUGUCAAUUUCGCCUUGAUUUCAGAAACAACAGGGUGUUAUGUAAUGUAACAGAAAAAACCUCGGUAGAUGUUCUGCUGACAAACCUCAUGAAAGGGAAUUUACUGCGCUCUUCUCUCCUUUGGAUAACAUCCCGUCCAGCGGCAGCCAACCUCAUCCCUCCUCAGUGUGUUGACCAGGUCACAGAGGUACGAGGAUUUAAUGACCCACAGAAGGAAGAGUACUUCAGGAAGAGAAUCAGUGAUCAGAGCCUGGCCAAUAGAAUCAUCACACACAUCAAGUCAACAAGGAGCCUUCACAUCAUGUGUCACAUACCAGUCUUCUGUUGGAUUUCAGCCACUGUUCUGGAGAGAAUAUUUACUGAAGCAGAGAGUGGAGAGAUCCCACAGACUCUGACUCAAAUGUACACACACUUCCUGAUCUUUCAGACCAAACAGAGGAAUCAGAAGUAUGAUGGACAUUAUGAGAUGGAUCCACACUGGAAUAAAGAGAACAUUCUGUCACUGGGGAAACUGGCAUUUGAACAGCUGAAGAAAGGGAAUUUGAUCUUCUAUGAAAAAGACCUGAAAGAGUGUGGCAUUGAUGUCAGAGAAGCAUCAGUGUACUCAGGACUCUGCACUGAAAUCUUCAGAGAGGAGUCUGGCCUGUACCUGGGAAAAGUGUUCUGCUUUGUGCACUUGAGCAUUCAGGAAUUUCUUGCUGCCUUGUAUGUAUUCCUGACAUUCACCAAUAAUAAUGUAAGUCUCUUAUCAACACAGAAAUCUCUCAUCAUCAGCAUCGGGAAAUCUUUCAGGGGAAAGCAUAUUUUUAGCCUGCAUAAAGAUGCAAUCGACAGAGCCCUAGAGAGUGAAAAUGGACACCUAGACCUUUUCCUCCGCUUUCUUUUGGGUCUCUCACUGGAGUCAAGCCAGGCUUUCUUACAAGGCCUACAGGAUGAAAAAGGCAGAGGAUCACUGAGCAAAGAGGAAACGGUAAAGUACAUCAAGGAGAAAAUCAGAGAAAAUCUCUCUCCAGAGAGAUCCAUCAAUCUGUUCCACUGUUUAAAUGAACUGAAUGAUUAUUCUCUAGUGGAGGAGGUCCAAAGCUACCUAAGUUCAGGAAGUCUCUCCAGAGUUGAACUCUCUCCUGCUGAGUGGUCAGCUCUGGUCUUUGUGUUACUGACAUCAGAGAAAGCACUGAAUGUGUUUGACCUAAAGAAGUUCAUCAGAUCAGAUGAGUGUCUCCUAGGGCUCCUGCCAGUGAUUAAAGCCUCUACAAAUACCCUGCUUGAUAGUUGUAACCUAACAGAGACUAGCUGUUCAGCACUAGCUAGAAUUCUCAGCUCAACUUCCUCUUGCGUGACAAAACUGAACCUAUCUGACAACAAUCUUCAGGAUUCAGGAGUGAUGCUGCUUUCUGCUGGACUGGGAGAUCCACACUGUAAACUGAGAACAUUAGGACUUUCAGAGUGCUAUAUGACAGCAGAAAGCUGUGAAUCUCUGAGUGCAGCUUUGAUUUCAAACCCAGCACACCUAAGAGAGCUGAAUUGCAGCGAGAAUAAUCUAGGAGACUCUGGAAUGAAGCCGUUCUCUUCUUUUCUGAAGAGUCCACAGUGUAAAAUGGAAAAGCUGAUUCUGUCAAACUGCAGAAUAAAAGAGGAAGGUUUUGCUGUCCUGACUUCAGCUCUGGGGUCCAAUCCCUCACACCUGAGGGAGUUGAAUCUAAGUGGGAAUAAAACAGGACACUCAGGAAUGAGGGUACUCUCUGAUCUUCUGAAGAAUCCACAAUUUAAACUGGAGAAACUGGAGCUGAGUGACUGCAACAUAACACAAGAAGGCUUUGCAGACUUUGCUUCAGCUCUGAGCUCAAACCCCUCAUAUCUUAGAGUGCUGAAUUUGAAUGAGAAUAAACCAGGAGACAUGGGGGUGAAGCUGCUCUCUGAUCCUCUGCGGAAUCCACACUGUGAACUGAAGGAACUGAAGAUUUGUAACUGUAGUAUUACAGAGAAGGGCUUUGAAGCUCUGGCUUCGGCUCUGAGUUCAAACCCCUCACAUCUCAGAGUGCUGGAUCUGAGUAGAAAUAAAAUAGGAGACUCAGGAAUGAAGCUGCUUGCUGAUGUGGUGAAGAAUUCACACUGCAAACUGGAAAAACUGAUGUUUUCAGACUGUAGUAUAAGAGAGGAAGGAUAUGCUGCUCUGGCUUCAGCUCUGAGAUCAAAUCCCUCACACCUGAGAGAGCUGGACCUCAGAGGGAAUGACCCUGGAGACUCAGGAGUGAGGCUGCUCUUUGAAUCGCUGAAAAACCCGCACUGCAAACUGGAGAUACUGAGGCUUCAUAACUGUGACCUGACAGAGAGAAGUUGUUCAUUACUAGCCACAGUUCUCAGCUCAGUCUCCUCCUCUGUGAGAGAACUGGACCUGAGUAACAACAAUCUGCAGGAUUUGGGAGUGAAGCUUCUUUGUGUGGGACUGGAGAAUACACACUGCAAACUGGAGAUACUGAACCUGUCUAACUGCAAUAUAACAGAGGAAGGCUGUGCUGCUCUGGGUUCAGCUCUGAGAUGCAACCCCUCACACCUGAAAGAGCUGAAUCUGAGUAAUAAUAAACCAGGAGACUCAGGACUGAAACUACUUUCUGAAGUGGUGAAGAAUGAACACUGUAAACUGGAGAAACUUCAGUUGUGCAACUGCAGUAUAAAAGAGAGAGGAUAUGCUACUCUGGCUUCAGCUCUGAGAUCAAAUCCCUCACACCUGAGAGAGCUGGACCUCAGAGGGAAUGACCCUGGAGACUCAGGAGUGAGGCUGCUCCAUGGUCUACUAGAGGAUCAUCACUGUAAACUGGGGACACUGGGGCUGUCUAUGUGUAGUAUAACAGAGGAAGACUGUGAUAAUCUGGCUUCAGCUCUGAGAUCAAACCCCUCACACCUGAGAGAGCUGGAUCUGAGCCACAAUAAACCAGGAGACGAUGGAGUGAAAAAGCUCUCUGCUCUACUAAAGAGUCCACACUUUAAACUGGAGAAACUGGAUCUGAGUAACUGUGGUACGACAGAGGAAGGCUGUGCAGACCUUGUUUUAGCUCUGUGUUCGAACCCAUCAUACCUGAAAGAGCUGAAUCUGACCAGAAAUGAACUGGGAGACUCAGGAGUGAAGCAUCUCUCCUCUCUCCUUCCAGACUGCAGACUGGAGAAACUGAAUGUCUCAGACUGCGGUAUAACAGAGGAAGGCUGUGCUUCACUGGCUUCAGCACUGACUUCAAACCCCUCACACCUGAGAGAGCUGAAUCUGAGCAGAAAUAAUACAGGAGACUCAGCAGUGAAGAAGCUGUCUGAUCUACUAAAGGAUUCACGUUGCAAACUUGAGAAACUGGAACUUUGUAACUGCAAAAUAACAGAGGAAGGCUGUGCUAAUCUGGCUUCAGCUCUGAGUUCAAACCCCUCACGCCUCAGAGAACUGAAUCUGCUAGGCAAUAAACGAAGAAAAUCAACAGAGGAGCAACUUUUCGCUCUUGUGGAGGAUCCACAUUGUAAACUGGAGAAACUGAAGUGA